AGCCCACAUGGAAGUUGUGUAAAAAGAGGAAGCCACGUUGACACCAAAAAGUGGUGUUUUCUGUUUUACCGUAGCCCCGGGACGUAACGGUCACGUCGACAGCCUCCACCUGUCAACUCGGGGAUUUCAGCCCGAACAUCUACGUACAGAAACAGCACAUCAUCUGACAGGAUGAGCGUUGGAUUCAUUGGAGCGGGCCAGCUGGCUCAUGCACUGGUUAAGGGCUUCACUGCUGCAGGUGUGAUCGCUACACAGAGGAUCACAGCCAGCUCUCCAGACACGGAUCUUCCCACAGUGUCGGGCCUCAGGAAAAUGGGGGUGAACCUGACGACUAGCAACAAAGAGACGGUCAGCAAGAGUGACGUGCUCUUUUUGGCUGUGAAGCCUCACAUUAUCCCCUUCGUUCUGGAUGAGAUUGGACCAGACAUCGAGGACCGCCACCUCAUAGUCUCCUGUGCUGCAGGUGUCACCAUCAGCUCCAUAGAGAAGAAACUGCUUCAGUACCGAGCAGCUCCAAAAGUCAUGAGGUGCAUGACAAAUACUCCAGUGGUGGUGAAAGAGGGGGCUACAGUAUACGCCACUGGGACACAUGCGGAGGUGGAGGAUGGGAAGUUACUGGAGCAGCUGAUGGCCAGUGUAGGUUACUGCACGGAGGUGGAGGAGGACCUCAUUGAUGCGGUCACUGGUCUGAGUGGCAGCGGACCUGCCUACGCGUUCACAGCUGUGGAUGCUCUUGCAGACGGAGGAGUGAAGAUGGGUCUGCCUCGGAGACUGGCUGUCAGACUCGGAGCCCAAGCCCUAUUGGGAGCAGCUAAGAUGCUGCUAGACUCGGAGCAGCAUCCCGGCCAGCUCAAAGACAACGUGUGUUCGCCAGGGGGCGCCACCAUCCACGCCCUGCACGUCCUGGAGAGCGGCGGCUUCCGCAGCCUCCUGAUCAACGCAGUGGAGGCUUCAUGCAUCAGGACACGGGAGCUUCAGUUCCUGGCAGACCAGGAGCGCAUCUCACCAGCGGCCAUUAAGAAAACCACGUUGGACAAAGUUCUCCAGCAGCCCGGAGUCACAGUCAGCGGUGUGGGCAAUGGAAACGGCAAAUCGGGACUCAGCUUGUUCAACAAUCGCACCUCUGGGAUCAAGAAGAAGAACUGAGUAGAGGGAGAGGCAUAAACAAACGCACGCAAACAUAUUACAGGUGUUAGUGUACCAGUGUGUACAUGGAUGGACAUACACACAUCUUCUACAGCUGAUCAACCAUUGAUUUAAAAACAACUCAGGAUGACUCUGAAAUGAAUCCAAAUCACAAAUUAUUUAUUCAGACUUGACAUUGAGAAAUUGGACCUGGUGGUGACUUCACCACAUCACACACACAAACUGGUGUAUUCAACACACACACACACACUGCUCACAAUUACAGCAUUAUGUUAUGACCGAGGAUGACUGUGUACACAUGCACAAAUCCAGAGACACACUGAAGACUAUAAGUGCAUUUACAAUCUGUCUGUGUUUGGGCUCUAGAGUCUCUAGGGCUGUUAACGGUAAUGACCCAGUGGACCAUCAUGAUCAUGGUACACACCAGGCAGCAGAUGCUGCUUGGGUAACAUCACGCUGUUAAUGUACGUCUUUAAUGUUUGUCUUUAAAAAAACAUUACAUGAUGUAAAUGAUCAUGUGUGAAUACCUAUUUUUGUUUGGCCAACAGUGCUUAACUGUUUAAAAAGACCUGACACGCAUCGAACAACAUUUUAAUACCCUUUUUUCACCUUUUAUAUUUGUCGACAUUAUGGUCUUUAGCGCAGUAAGGACAUUGUGUCUUUGGCCCUGUGACCUAGAACAUGUGUUUUUUUUUUUGUUUUUUUUCUCGCUAAUAUAAAGGUUUUUAAACACAGCUCUGAUGUCAGAUGUUGUGUAUCUUCAAAUCCAAAGGCCCUUACACCAUUUUCUGAUUAGGGUAAUCUAACUUCAUCUGAACCUGCUACAAGAAAGCUGGAAGCACCUACGCUGAAAAACACAUCUCAUACAGAUUCUGACGUAAAGGCACAAAGCCAGACAUCAGUCCGUCCUAACAAUGUAUUUUUUUAUGGUUCUGUUUGUUAUUAUUGUCAUAAUGUUACAUAUUAUAUAUUGUUUUGGUUUGGCAUAUCAGCUAUUAAAUUGGUAUGCAAAUCAAAAAGUUGAUAUUAAUAAAGAAGCAGCAUCAAAUACA
This is a messenger RNA of Mugil cephalus (flathead mullet), 2198 nucleotides long. RefSeq names its product pyrroline-5-carboxylate reductase 1b (gene pycr1b). Gene Ontology annotation, biological process: L-proline biosynthetic process. Gene Ontology annotation, molecular function: pyrroline-5-carboxylate reductase activity. The transcript is spliced from 9 exons. The coding region runs from base 172 to 1146 and encodes 324 amino acids. The record is from RefSeq and is a predicted model, not a curated record. NCBI's taxonomy places the organism in Eukaryota, Metazoa, Chordata, Actinopteri, Mugiliformes, Mugilidae.